ACAAUUGACAGACAGGAUUUGAGGUUUAUUUGUUAUUCAAUUUCUAUUUAUUUAAAAAAGUAAAAGGAUUUUGUGUCCGUUGUGUGUUGUUAAUUUUUCUAAACAAAUAUCGAGAGAUAGCGUUACUUAAUAGCACGUUCUUCAAAAUGAUGAAAUAUGAAGAAGAAGGUGAAAAACUGGCAGACACUUCGCCUUGUGCUGGAGUAAGAGCCGACUUGAAAAUGUGCCUAUUGGAAAGCGAUUGUUGUAGAAAUCUAAAGAAAACUCCUAGAGAAUGCCUUAAAGCGAUGGACGGUACUGUUCCGGACGAAUGUUAUGCCCUUCGAAACUCCUUCUUCGAAUGCAAAAGAUCACUAUUGGACGCAAGGCAAAGAUUCAGGGGAAGGAAGGGUUAUUAGUGUAAUUAAUAUAGAUAUGUUGUAAAUAAAAUAAAGUUUAUUAAGUUUCAGAGGGUAUUUUUAGUAGGUUAAGAUGUCUUGCUUUGACAUAAAUGAUUGUAGAACAGAAUAAGUAGA
Phyllotreta striolata is the source of this 515-nucleotide messenger RNA. NCBI's taxonomy places the organism in Eukaryota, Metazoa, Arthropoda, Insecta, Coleoptera, Chrysomelidae. The record is from the annotation of a GenBank genome assembly.